Molecule: messenger RNA, 2973 nt
Organism: Linum trigynum
Lineage: Eukaryota; Viridiplantae; Streptophyta; Magnoliopsida; Malpighiales; Linaceae
Source: the annotation of a GenBank genome assembly
CAUAUGUAAUAAAUUCAUCACUGAUAUUUAAAAUGUAACAAAAUAGACAUUUAGACUUGUCAAUUCGUAACAACUCGGUCACUUACUGCACCUAGUCAGUAUGCCGACAAGACAUGUCAUCUCAUACCCUUUGACCCCGCACUAUCCAACCAUAAACACAUUAACCCAGGUUCGACCAGAAUUCGAACCCAAACUAUAUUAACAAAACAAUCCAUUCCGGUGGUGUACAGAGAAAGAAUGGAGAUGGGUUAGGUUUCAUUGUUUGUUUUGGUUGAGAUGCAGGUUAGGGGGUGAUAAUGAUGCAUGUUGGGUGGUGGUAUGGCAGGCUGGCAAGGCAUAGUUAACGGAAAGAAAAAAGAUAGAUGAAGUUAGACAAAUCGAGAAAUAUAAGUGACUAUUUUGUUAUAUUUUGAAAAUUAGUGACGAGCUUGUUACAUUUGACAUAAUUCAGUGACCGCGUAAAUGAUAACCAUUGAACUUGACUUCCAAAGCAAGGCCAAGGAGGCGCUUACCUGACUGACUAUAAGUUCUCAGCUGAGAAAGUCAAUGGUUGCCUUGCCUUCAAACUUGGUGGGUGAGUAGUCAUCCAGUAAGCAAAUUCUAACCGGCGAGAGAGAGAGAGAGAGAGAGAGUCGCCCACCGCCACCGGAGCCUAAUGACGUUUGACGAUGAUCACCAGAAUGAGUAUGACAUAGUUUUCCGAUCACUAAGUUUUCCACGGUACUGCCCCAGACCACGGCCAACACAAACCCAAUACCUUCCAGCGACUCCCAGGGCUGCAGCUGCCAUCUUCGUCCACUCCGGCGCCACACCCUCCACCAACUCCGAGCUCUCAAGGGCUUCCUCCUCCGCCACCGGCUCCAGCUUCUUUUUCACCAUCUCCUCAUCUUCUUCCUCCUCAUCCCCUGCCCCCUCAAGCACAGCCUCCUCCUACCGCUGCACCUUCCGGGGCAAAGACACCAUCGGCUUUCGCCGGAGUUUCCCACCGAACAUCACCCCGGAGAAACUUAAACAACGGCUGUCGCUCAUCGGCAGCAUACGGCACGCCAACGUGGUCCAGCUCAUGGGAGCUUCGAUUUCCGACAAGGAACCCCGGGUCGUCGACCUCAUGUACGGCUUCGUCAACAGCCCCACCCUCUCCAACUGUCUGAAUAACCAUAAUGCUAAUGUUAACAACCUGUACAGUUUGUACGUUUCGACGUGGCAGUCGAGGAUCGAAAUCGCUCUGGGAGUGGCUCGCGGCCUGAACUACAUCCACCACAUGACUGGAUUCGACGCCGUCCUAGUCCACAACCGUAUCAAGAGCUCCAACAUCAUCCUCACUUUCAGGAGUAACAACAACAAUACUUCUACUGCCAUUUCUCAACAACCUGGUGUUGUCAGACCCCUGAUCUGCAAAUUUGGCCUUGCCCAGGCCGCAGGGGAGGCUGCUGCUGACGACGAUAACCAAAUUGGCAGUUGGCCAACGACAAUGGCGUCGAUCCCAGAGAGCGAGGAGGAAGAGAACCCUUACUUUUCCCCAGAGCUUCGCCGCCAUGAAGGGACAUUGGCGACGCAGAAAUCUGAUGUGUAUGCAUUUGGGAUGCUGCUGUUGGAGCUGCUUUCCGGUGCAGAGCCAGUGGCUUAUUACCAUUAUGAUGAGGAAGAGAACGUGCACGUGCGAAUGUCCAUCGUUGAGACAGCAAGGGAGACACUUGCUGGUGAGGAUGAUGAGAGGGUGCGAGGUUGGGUGGAUGGGAGGCUUAUUGGGUUCAUCCCGGUAAAGGUUGCGGAGAAGGCGAUGCGUGUUGCUCUGCAUUGCCUCAGCGAGGAUCCCGAAUCGCGCCCUGACAUGGGCUUUGUGGAAGGAGUCAUUUGCGACUGCUGGAUCAACUCCAAGUAGCUUAUUCUUUCUUUUAAAUACAGCCGACACAUUGAGUUCUGUGUAACUAGAACUAUGCCUGUCAUGGCAAAACACCUUCCUGUUGCAGGCAGUUUCAUCCAACUUCAAGUCAAAACAUCAGACAGGGAACAUCUUGAUAAUAUCAUGUUUGUUAUGCACUGGAAGUUUGGAGAGUAGAUAUCACUUGGUUGCUGUGUGUUCUUACUCUAGAUAUCAGAUGGAAGCAUGUCCACUAUUUCUCCACGAUUCCCCUGUUUCCCAACUGGGAAGGCAUGCUUGCUUCCACUGUCAAGGCGGGAGUAGCAGGGUUAGAGUGGGUAAGCUGGUGGUCUCGUUUCAUGGUUUACUCCAUAUAGCUGAGGUAGCAAGUAGAACUUGAGAAGGAGCCAACAUAGAAGACAGACAUAUGCAAAAGAUGAGAUGUUUACCAAAGAGGAAGCAAUCAAGGCUUUAGUUUGGCAAUACUCGUAGACAAGCAUAUUUUCAGGUACUUCUACAAAGCAACCCAACAAUGUAACAACAUUAAUGUGCCGCAUAUCCGAUAGCAGCUUCACCUCAUUAGUGAAUUCUCUUACUCCUUGCAUUGAAAUUAAAAAAAGCUUCUUCACUGCGAUUUCUUGGCCAUUAGGCAUCAACCCCUGAAGGAUAAAAACAGCUCUACAUAUAUAUGAAGGGAUACCUCUUCGAGAUAAUUUGAACACAAGAUAAUUAGCAGGAUCAGUUCAACUUUGAGGACACCUCAAAAGAUGUCUCAUGAGUUUGCACAAAACUCAGCAUACUUCGCAUUCAAAUCCAUAAUUGCACAUUGAAGAAUCCUACCAAUCGUAGGGAAAUGCAAAUUCAACUGGAAGACAGAAAAAUGGAGCAGUUUCGAAGCUCCGUGGACAGCCAAACCAACAGACACCACUCAUAAACUGAACUAAAUCGACAACGUUUCAAUUCAACCGCGAAGAGGACACCAUGAUGAGCAGUUAACUGACAAAUAUGAAAGAGUUCAAUGCAUUGAAGGAAGAAAUAACCUAUCACAGUUAACUGACAAAAUAUGAAAGAGUUCAAUGCAUUGAAGGAAGAAAUAACCUAUCACAGUCACU